This is a messenger RNA of Adineta ricciae, 1371 nucleotides long. The record is from the annotation of a GenBank genome assembly. Lineage: Eukaryota; Metazoa; Rotifera; Eurotatoria; Adinetida; Adinetidae.
AUGGGUUGUCUAGGAAAUGUUUUGUGCAUUUGCGUAUUCUUGCGUAAACGUUUUCGAUCAUCACUUUUAACACCAUUCUUCGUGACUUUACUAGUUGUGGAUUGUAUUUACUUGAACUUUCGUGUGAUCAAACUAUUAUAUUAUCAAGACACAUUAUUUCAACAAUUUCUUUUUCAAUCUUCAUGUUCAUCGACGUUCUUCAUUAAGAUUUACGCAUACUUUAGUCAAUCUGCACCUCAGAUCUUCAUUCCUCUGUGUCAUUAUGAAUUAUAUAUCCGAUUUUCUUUGAUACUUAUGUCCUGCUUGGCUAUUCAACGUGCUUAUGAUAUGGGUCGAACAUCAUUUCGUUUAAUUCAACGAAAUUCAUCGUCAAGAUCAUUUGCAUUUGUGAUUAUUUUCAUCGCUUUUCUCUCCGCAUACAUCUUGGAAUUCUUCGGUUUAAGCAUUUUCUGUUCUGUGACACUCAGUUCAACAACCGCGUAUCAAUGGUAUGAUUAUUUAUACAAGCAUUUCCCCAAUGAGACCAAUUUGUUAAUGAGUUUCAUGCAGAGCAAUUCAGCAAGUCAAUAUGAAAUUGAUUGUCUGAUCAACAACCGCUCAGCUUGUUCGUACGAAGAAGUUGAACGUAUAGCUCCUACUCUUAACAGUAAAAUGGCUCGGAAUGAGCUCCGAUUGAAAUACCAUUAUCACACAUGUCUCGUACGACUACAGCCAGAUUUAUUUCUAAAUUUAUACGAUCUACUCUAUUCACGUGUACUCGCGUUCAAUCGCUACACGAUCAUACUGGUUAUCGGAAGUAUUAUUCCAUCGAUUUUGACUAUCUUAAGUAACGCCAUAUCACUCCGUUGGAUACUGAACAUACGAAACUCUGUUCAUAAGCAAUCGGCGGUAUUUCACCGAACGGCCGAAACACACCGAGUGAUCCUAAUUAUCACAAUCGAAUGUCUUUUAUCAGUGAUCAACUCUUGGCUCGUCGACAUUAUUUUGAGUAUCAACUUUUGCCAUCGGUCAGUCGCAAUUGGUGAUGAUUGUCCCGACUUUCUACGUCGUUAUCAUCCAUUCUUAGCCUUUUUCGAUUUACUCAAUUCCAUGUCGAAUAUACUCUUGUACUGUUAUGCGGCAAAGCGUUUCCGUCAUGAGCUAGAACGAAUGUUGAAAGGUUGGAUUCAUCCCAUACGACAGCAUCUGUCAUGCUAUUGUCAAUGGCAACACUCAAAAGUUCGAAGAAAGAACUAUGAAGAAGAACCGAAUACGUUGCCAUCGGAAGUGUCUGUUCAUGUAUCAAAACCUUCGAAACAGCGUUCGAGUAAAAAAUAUGAGUAUAUCAAAUUGAAACUUGUCUCAACACCAAACGCCCCCCAACGAUUGUAA